GGUGUCUUUGCCGGUGACGUAGCAGGUGCGCUUGCGAAAUGGAGAUGGUAGCAGCUGAGAUAAACAACUCUUUGGAAUUUGGUUCUUUUUUACCUCUAUAACUGUAACAUGAGAAGGUAAAGUGACAACUAUAACGGAGUACUGUAUGGUGCAGCGUUAAGAAAAACACGUGUGGACUCUAAAAAUGUCCGUGCAGCCUGGCAGCCGGCAAAAUGAUCAGUAACCAAGAAGAGGAUGAGUUUAUUGCAGUGCGGGUUCAAGAUCCCCGCAUUCAAAAUGAAGGCUCAUGGAACUCAUAUGUGGAUUACAAAAUCUUCCUGCACACAAACAGUAAGGCAUUCACAGCCAAGACGUCAUGUGUGCGAAGGCGCUACAGUGAGUUUGUGUGGCUCAAGAAGAAACUGCAGAAGAAUGCUGGUUUAGUACCAGUCCCAGACCUUCCUGGCAAGUCCUUGUUCUCCUUCAGUAAUGAUGAUUUUCUUGAAAGAAGAAGGAAAGGUCUCCAGUGCUUUCUGGACAAAGUGGUGCACAUGACAGUGUGUUUGUCAGACAGUCAGCUGCACCUCUUCCUGCAGACUCAGCUCCCUGUUGGACACAUCCUGGACUGUGUUCAAGGCCACACUCCCUACACAGUGACCGAUGCCAUCCUGACCUACGCCUCCUCCAACCGCGGCUACGCCCAGGCCCAAGAGGAGGAGCCCGCCAAGGAGAGGAGCCUGACGGUGUCCUACGAGUCCAUGGAAAGUCCUGUGCCUCACCAACCAUCUCAACAAAACAACCCGCUGUUACCUGUGUCAUCUAAAGCAGUGGAUCAUUUACAACAGGAAGACACGACUGAACCUCUGCCCAACGACCCUACCUCCACCAUUUCCAUACAAGUCCACCACACCAAUGACCAUCUCAAAGCCGUAGUUGACAACUGUAAACAUGUUAGCUUCUUUUUGGGUGACAACGAAAGUCCAGAAAGUUUUAGCUCUAAAGAGCAAGAUGAAGAACUGCCCGGGACUAAUGGUAGCGUAAUAGAGGCGUCGGUAGAGUUACAUUCACCAACUGGACCUGUAUUUGAAGAAAUUGAUGAGGCAACAAUUGAGGAAAACACAAUUGUACAAAAAGAAGAACAUCUUAAUUGUAUUGUUUCAAAUUCAGUGGAGAGAAGUGAACUGAAUUGCAAUGGACUGGUGAAAAGUAUCUGUAAACUAACUGUAGAAUAUGUUGAAGAUAAGGAAGCAGAUGUUUUGGAAAACCAAGUUGAAUCCAAGGAGGAAGUUCUUGAAAAUCACCUUAAAUUCCACGAUGAUAUGAAAAAUGAAUUGCGUGAGACACUGGUUAUUCAGGACUAUAGUAAUGCAGGUGUGGCACUAGCUGCUAAUUCAGAGGUAACAACAAGUGAAGAAGACUCAAAUGAACAAACCAUUUCUAUAGAAAAUGAAGAAAAUGAAAAUAUACACAACGACGUUAAGGCUAAUGUUUGUGCUAGUGAAUUUAUAGAACAAAUAGAUCCUCACAUGGACCAAAUGGAGGACGACUCUGUUGACAUGGCUAAUUCUGACAUUGUUUAUGAAGAUAGGCAAUCUCUACGGUCUUCAAAUGAGAGUAUAGUAAAAGUCAGCGAUGAGGAAAGCAUUGGCGAUGAUGUUGAGGCGAUGCAGGAGUCAAAUGGGGACGUACACACCGAGCUUGUCCCAGAAGAGAUCACUGAUCAUUGGUCUGAAACCGAGGCCUCUAGCAUUUUUACGUUGCACAUGAAUGGUUGCCCUCUGGAAGUAGAAGAGCAUAUUUCCAACGUGAGCAGUAUCCAAGAGGAAAUCGAGAUCGUCAAGGGAACAAACGACCUAAACUACGUCAGCGAGUUGACGACAAGCAGUAAUCUGGAGUCCAAUGAAUCAGAAUCUGUAGUGGAUUUGACAGAAAACAGCGACUUUAGCAUCUUGGAGACCAGCUGUGUGCCAGAGUCAGUUGACAGUAAAUUAGUGAUGGGGGAAAACUUGUGCUCGCCUGUGUCUUUGGAUGCCUCAGAGGACGGCAUUGAGGUCCCAUUAGCUCAACCAGUCCUGAAUGGGGACAGUGAAAGCACAUAGGCCUCACUGAGUUGCACCUGCACUGAGCCAGAACAAUGGAGAGUAGGGUUGUCCUCUGGCAAAGGCGCCCUACAUCAUGUCUAAUGUCCUCAUUAUUUUACAUAUGUUGAAUCUCCUCUGGGACGGUCACCCUGUUUUAACCUUACCGUUGUGAGGUGAUGUCAUGCUCAAUUGUUUUUUUAGUUUAUUUAUUUUAACAUUUUAUUGAUCACAAACCAAUCAGGUUGGCUAAACAUUUCAGCACAUUUAUAAUAUAUUUAAGGUUAACUGGAGCAAUGGCAUAAUGGCCAAAACUGUUAACAGUUCAAAUAUGCUUACAAAUAAAAUACAAAACACUACACCACAUACAUUUUUUUAUAAUGGUGAUUCUGAUUUAAACUAACACAGAAAUAGUAAAAAUUUAAUUGGUAAGAAACUUAAAGAUUCGCACACUACCUAACUAAACAUGAACCUUUUUGUAAUGUUCUCUGUUGUUUUAAAUGUCACUUGUAACAAACCACUGACGCAUCACUCUCUCGAUUUUGUGGCUUUGUUAAGAAACUUUUCACUUCACACUUUCAAAUUACAGUUCAAAUGUUAGACCAAAGAAAUAUUAACUUCAAUAUCAAUUUUAAAAUUACUACUGGUUUUAUGUGUAUGUGUAAAAGGGACCCAUAAUUCUACAUAACUGGAAUAGUCUAUUUUUAAUUUAUUUUAUGUGUGAUUAAUAAAGAUUUUUAAUUAUAGUCACUGAUUGCUUCAUUAUGGUGAUGAGUGUGUUAUUUUUUAUUGUAAUUUAAUUUUGAGGAUUAUCAUGUAGAUUCUAAUAAACAUGAUACUGAA
This is a messenger RNA of Periophthalmus magnuspinnatus, 2900 nucleotides long. It is a transcript of the gene snx11, whose product is annotated as sorting nexin 11. Gene Ontology annotation, biological process: intracellular protein transport. The transcript is spliced from 7 exons. The record is from RefSeq and is a predicted model, not a curated record. The coding region runs from base 213 to 2078 and encodes 621 amino acids. Gene Ontology annotation, molecular function: phosphatidylinositol binding. NCBI's taxonomy places the organism in Eukaryota, Metazoa, Chordata, Actinopteri, Gobiiformes, Gobiidae.